Molecule: messenger RNA, 675 nt
Organism: Phytophthora nicotianae INRA-310
Lineage: Eukaryota; Oomycota; Peronosporomycetes; Peronosporales; Peronosporaceae
Exons: 4
Coding region: 1-675 (224 amino acids)
Molecular function (GO): protein binding
Source: RefSeq, a predicted model, not a curated record
AUGCAGCCUUUAACACACGAUGACGCGCAUGACUUGUGGGACUGCGCACGGACGCCCGACGCGGCACCAACUCUGGCGCGUCUGCUGCAAGAAACGGUGCCCCCCGACGACCGCAAUGACUAUGGCGAGACAGCACUACAUGUGGCGGCAGCACGCGGUAAUGACGAAGCAGUGCUGCUGCUGCUUCGCCAUGGAGCGGACCUUUUGACCGAAGACUGGGAGUCUGGCUGGACGCCAUUACACCGCAGUUUGUAUCACCACCAUUUAUCCACGUCGCUCUUGCUCCUUCGCCAUGCUCAGACACGCUUUGGCAAGAAAUUAUUGCGGAAGGUUUUACACGAGACACGUGACCACUCCCGUCAGAGCCCCAUGCAACUGUUGUCCACGAUACUGAAGCGGGGGCGUAAGCCUUUAGAAAACGACGAAAAUGCCGCGGGAUCGUGUGACGGAGGCCUCGUCUACACGUUCGGAAAGCGAGACUACCAGCUUGGCUAUCACUUGCCAAAUGCAGAUGUGCAGGUCACGCCACGACUAGUGGAGCUCCCGACUAACUCACCAAUUGUUCAACUAAGUGCCAGUAAGUACCACACGAUUGCUCUCAAUGCAAAGGGCGAGUGCUUCGUGUGGGGCUUUGGCAAAGGUGGUCGCCUUGGCACCGGAAAUGAGUUCGAGUAA